AUGAUCCAGGCUAGGAAGAUUAAGUACGACGUCAUCGGACUGACCGAGACGAGACAACGCCAUCCACUUAGCGCUGUGUAUGACACUGGAGAGGAACUGUUCUUAGGAACAUGCGACGGUAGAGUUGGUGGAGUUGACGUCCUCGUCAACACGAGUAUGGCAAAGAGCAUCGACUCUUUUGAACAACUUGCGACCCGAAUCGGACGUCUGCGGAUGAGAAGAUGUGGCCCAACACCAGCUUUGACUAUCUUCGUCGCUUGCGCUCCAACAUCAAGCUACGAAGAAGAAGUCGAAGCUUUCUAUAUGGACCUGGAGAAGAUCUACCGAGAAGACCAUGCCUUUUACAAGUUCAUAAUUGGUGAUUUCAACGCCAAAGUUGGCCCAAGAAGAACGCCUGAGAGACUUUACAUCGCGACUCACGGCCUACGAUGGAACGAACAGAAGGGGAAUCUUCCCGAGUUUAUCAUGACGAUUAGGACCAUCAUCCAUGGAAACUCGCGAUUCUAG
Molecule: messenger RNA, 507 nt
Organism: Necator americanus (New World hookworm)
Lineage: Eukaryota; Metazoa; Nematoda; Chromadorea; Rhabditida; Ancylostomatidae
Exons: 1
Coding region: 1-507 (168 amino acids)
Source: RefSeq, a predicted model, not a curated record